CAACUCGUUCGUUCCUGGUGUUGCCCUAAUUUUUCUACAUAGUUUUAUUAUUAUUUUUUUUUGGUGGGUUGGUUUGGGAAGGUAGAGAAGAUGGACACUGUUGCUUCCAACAUUACAGGAGAUUGCAAAACUCUUCCCUCUCACUGGGAAUUCACCUGUGAUUUUGAAGUAGAUUAUGAGUCUGAUGAAAAUGCACACAUUGUCUACUCGGCAUUAGCUGUUGAUAAGGAGUUGCAACCAGACAAAGUGAAAAGGCAGAUGUCGGUGUCUAAUGGAAAGCUUUCUGUGCAUUUUGAAGCGGUUGAAGCAAGAUUUCUUCGUGCAUCAUUUAGUGCUUUUGUAGACGUUCUUUCGCUUGCCACAAAAACCAUUGAAGAAUUCAGUGAAGGAAUGGAAUUAUGACUUUCCAUAGAGCUCUGUACUUCCUAAGUUUUUGGCUGUAGCUUGAAUUCUUGGUUCAUGUCCUCUUUGGAUACCAUUAAUUUUAUUUUGUUACAAGGGCGGACCCUAAUUAUACUCGAUUAAUCUACAACCAUUUUGUUUUUAAAGAAAUCUGCAGCUGUUUUGGUCGUUUUCUAACUUUUGCUGGGACAACAUAUGUGAUGUCAUAACAGUUAUGUAUUAUCAUGAUUUUUUUUUUCCUGUUGAUUUUGUAUGUAUCCGCCCCCAUGCUCCAAGCA
This is a messenger RNA of Camellia sinensis, 680 nucleotides long. RefSeq lists its product as uncharacterized. NCBI's taxonomy places the organism in Eukaryota, Viridiplantae, Streptophyta, Magnoliopsida, Ericales, Theaceae. Gene Ontology annotation, cellular component: EKC/KEOPS complex. The record is from RefSeq and is a predicted model, not a curated record.